Anisakis simplex (herring worm) is the source of this 1464-nucleotide messenger RNA. NCBI's taxonomy places the organism in Eukaryota, Metazoa, Nematoda, Chromadorea, Rhabditida, Anisakidae. The record is from the annotation of a GenBank genome assembly.
AUGUCUGCUUGGCGAUCAUGCCGAAGGGAGAUAGUUCGGAAAUUGGUUCCAUUUGCGAAUUUCUCAGUACCGAACCAAUUUCUGCCAUCAGCUCCUAACGAUAACUUCAUUCCUGGUAAUCAGUCAAAUAAUAUUCGAUUUGAACGAGCAGUUGAUUCGGUGAGAUGGACGGUAAAUGCAAGCGCUGAUGAAUGCAUUAGGGGUCGUUUGUAUUCUGAUGGAUGUUUACCAUUUGCUGCUGAUGUUAUUCUCUUGAGACACUAUGUUGCAACAAUAUCGUGUGAUCUUACGAGAGGUCGAAUCGCCGGCGCAGUUGCGGGUGUUGUUGAAGAUUUUCUUAAUGCAGAUGUAAUGGAUCUAUUAAUGAAAAUUGAACGGCAGUCUCAAGCUCACCAGUUAACACUGAACGAUAUCGCCACAAAAACCCGACCGCUGCUCUACACUGCCAAACAACUACUCGAGCUUUUGGUUGUUAUUGUUAAGCAACUUCAGAAAGAUUUAUGUGGUGGUGAAAUAUUGAGUGAAGUUAGCGCACGACUUCAUUCAAGUGUGUCGCAGUCAGCCGUCACCGUUUUAAGACGAAUGGAACGGGCCGCUUUGUCACAAUAUUACGACCUUCUAUCGUCGUGGAUUCGAUAUGGCCGUUUAGAUCAAGAUUUUGCUCACGAGUUCAUGGUUUGGGAUUUGCACAAAACUAAAAUGUACAGUCGUAGUGAGGUGAUGCGUGGUAAAGAAGAACACAAUUUCAUGUCUGCACCUGAUGGAUUCGAUGACCGUUAUUGUGUCAUCAACGAAUUAUGCCCAUCGCAGUUAGCGUCAGCAGCGAGCGAUAUCGUAAAGUGUGGUAAAUAUUUCAACAUCAUUAAACGAAUCAAAGGUGCGAUUUAUCUUUUUGAAUUGUUUUCGAAUUUAUUCAUUUGUUCAGAGGAAGAUGUAGUAAAUCACAUUCGACAAACGCGUAUUGAGGGCAGUCAAAGACUGGUUCUGCUGCUUCGCAAACAAUUUCAUCUCGAUGAACUCUUCGAUUCAAUACGACUGUUCUUCUUGUUGGAACAAAGCGAUUGGCUUAUAACACUUAUCGAGUUGUGUGGUGACCAUUUGUUGCGUCCUCUCAAAGGCGUAACAGAAACUGACAUUGAUGCGGAUCGUGAUAGUUUAAAUGGUGCGGAUGCGUUAUCGUUGGCCAUCAAUCUCACCUUCCCAUUGUCACUCGUUUUUCCACACAAUUUCACUCUGAAUCUUGCAAUUAUAUUCAGAUAUCUUUUUAGUUUGCAUCGAGCAAUAUUCACUCUUUAUACUAAGCAGCGAUGUGAUGAUUUAUUGGGAGAGGAGCGCGUUAUGUUGGAAUGGAUGCUUCAUAUUCUGAAUGCAAUUCUUUCGCAUUUCACUGUACAUAUUAUACCAGCACUUUGGAGUUCUUUCGUGAAUAAAAUAUCGAAGGUAAUCCGUUACUUUCCAUAUUAG